Messenger RNA from Patiria miniata (bat star), 1740 nucleotides. RefSeq lists its product as uncharacterized. The transcript is spliced from 7 exons. Gene Ontology annotation, molecular function: protein binding. Bases 1 to 1740 code for a protein of 579 amino acids. Lineage: Eukaryota; Metazoa; Echinodermata; Asteroidea; Valvatida; Asterinidae. The record is from RefSeq and is a predicted model, not a curated record. Gene Ontology annotation, biological process: signal transduction.
AUGACGGAACCACUGCGGAACCACGGCGAUGCCACUGCGAUUUAUGCCGUACAAGCACCGCAGUGGCACCGCACCUCUGGUGUGACGGGGAUAUUACUUACAAUUGCUGCUGCCUGGCGACUUCAAUGCCAGAAUUAUGUGACCCUCAUCAUCAGACGUCUGACUUCAAUCACAAAGAUGCAGGAAGACAGCCCUGGUCGGCGGGGUAGAGCUAGGAUCACGGCCGAGGAGUACAACCACUCACUCAGCAAACUCGUCGGCACGAAGAGGAAGGUUAAGCCAAGUCGUAAGGCGGCAUUCAUGGCCGCCUUUCCAGUCAAAGCCUCUUCAAGACUCUAUUCUGAUGAAGAAGGAGCAUCCGUCCUGCCAGUGAAAGCAGCUUCAGUAACUCAGCCUGAGCACAGCAAAACUGCGACAACAGACGAUACAAUCAGUCAAGCUGAAGUUAAAAGUCCCGUUGAUGUGAGACAGAAAUUGCAGGUUUUUGUCCGAGGUCUCCUCUUACCAAAGACACUUUGCCUGCAAUUAGAUCCGGAGACAUCCGUAUCUGAUUUAAAGGCAUUGGUUGAAAAUAAGAGUGGCAUCCCGCCUCAAGAUCAACACCUUUACAUCGGGAGAAACUUUCAGCUUUGUGACCUACUCUCCAUUUGCGACCAUGGGAUACAACAAGACCAGAACAUCGAGCUUCGCAUAAGCGGCUUGCUGGGCGGUGGAUUAGAAGAAGAGCAGUCGAGAAACGUUUACUUCUCAAACUUGUCACGCGAGCUUGGACCACAAUGGGAGGACCUUGCCAUCCAUUUGGGAUUCUUGGUCAGUGAGGUUGACACAUUCAGAGCAAACUACCCAGGAAACGUAAAACAGCAGAGCUUCAGGAUGUUAGAUGCCUGGUGGAAGGACAACCCCGAAGACGCCCCUGAGAAGCUGAGAGAGGCCCUGAAAGCAAUAAGACGUGUAGACUUAUCACUGCAAGUACAAGCCACUGCAGGUGCCUCUUUUGACGUUGAGCAGUGUGCAAGAGAUCUGGCAGCACAUUACCGGGAGACGAUGAAAGUGACGACACAUCCUAAAGAGAAGCACAUAGCUAGAGAGAUGGAUGACCUGUACGUCAAUCCACAGCUACUAGAAGAGACGAACAUACCAUCUCCUGUCUCCUCAUCAGAGACAGAGAUGCAGGCAGAAACAGUCAGCCAAUCGGAGAAUUUGAAAGCAUCCAAAAGAACUAGAGGUAUCCCUGAUCUUCCAAAAUCACAACCUGAUAAGAAAAAAGGGCUUCAUGUUCAGAACAUUUCCCUUGACUCAUAUAAAGACAUGCUUGUGCUCAAAUCAAAUCGAUUAUUAAUCAGAGCUGAGGCGGGUUACGGGAAAACCACACUCCUUAAAAGGAUUGCAUACGAUUGGGCGGAUAUGAAAACCAAGGGGAAUCAAACUGAAAACCAACAACAAACUGAGCCCACAUCAGUUCUGGAAAGCUACGAGCUUGUCUUUGUGAUAGAUGUCAAUCGAAUGGGUAAGAAAUUCGACAUCAUCGACGCCAUAUUCUCUCAGAAACUCACAUACAGCAAACUGAAAAAGAGAGACUUACAACAAUACAUCCAUGAUAACCCAGAGCGCAUAUUAAUUCUUUUAGAUGGCACUGAUGAGAUUUCUUUACAAAGAGUAAAGGACGCACAGUGCAAUAACGGAUUUGACUUGAACGGUGUACUAUCGUUCAAAUCACUGAAGUCGUGCAAGGCAGCAUAA